Messenger RNA from Ambispora leptoticha, 423 nucleotides. Lineage: Eukaryota; Fungi; Glomeromycota; Glomeromycetes; Archaeosporales; Ambisporaceae. The record is from the annotation of a GenBank genome assembly.
AUGAGUAACAAAAAGAAUUCAAUCAUCCGAGCAAACUCGAGCAACAGAAAAGACGCAAACGACGAAAUAGCAAGGUUUCUUGCUGAACCAGCGGUUUCGCUAGGCUCAGGUAGAAAAGACGCAAGCGACGAAGUAACAAGGCUUCUUGCUGGAUCAGCGGUUUCGCUAGGCUUAAGCCAAGCUUUCAGUCCCAAGGCUCUAAUCAUUGGAGGGAUUGCAGCUUGGGCUGCGAACAAAGUAAUCCAAAAAACAGUGGAAGAUGAUGAUAUAAAAGAAAUUAGUCAAUUCGUGGGAGAUGUCGGAUUGGGAUGUGCCUUAACUGGUGCAUUUUCCGCCUUAACCGAUGACCAAAGACAAUAUCACAAUAAGCAUAAAUUACGUGGUAUACCCUUUAAAUUGGAUUGUAAAAUUUGCAAUGCGUAA